Drosophila rhopaloa is the source of this 483-nucleotide messenger RNA. RefSeq names its product zinc finger protein 22. Gene Ontology annotation, biological process: regulation of transcription by RNA polymerase II. The coding region runs from base 16 to 483 and encodes 155 amino acids. NCBI's taxonomy places the organism in Eukaryota, Metazoa, Arthropoda, Insecta, Diptera, Drosophilidae. Gene Ontology annotation, cellular component: nucleus. The record is from RefSeq and is a predicted model, not a curated record. The transcript has a single exon. Gene Ontology annotation, molecular function: RNA polymerase II transcription regulatory region sequence-specific DNA binding; DNA-binding transcription factor activity, RNA polymerase II-specific.
AGACGCGGCGCGACCAUGUCGUCGGAGCAUCCAACUCCAAGUUCGGAGGGUCAGCGACUCAUGUGCGAGUUUUGCGGCUAUCGGACGGGCAUCCAUUGGAAUCUGCAGGUCCAUCGGCGGCGGCAUACCGGCGAGAAGCCCUUCAGCUGCAACACCUGCCACCAGAGCUUCCCCGCCAGCUACCAGCUGAAAACCCAUCUGGAGCGGCACCUGGACGCCGGGCAACGUCGUCUGAGGCACAUCUGCGCCGACUGCAAUGUGGGCUUCUCCAGUUCCCGGGCCCUAUACCACCAUAGGCCGCUCCACGAGGAUGGGAAACGGUUCAAGUGCUCGCAGUGCGACAAGUCGUUUGCCCAGGCGGCGGGCUACGCCCAGCACAAGCGGAUGCACCGGCAAAGGAAUCAGCGGGCCACGGAACUCAAGUGCUUGGUGGAUCUGAAGAAUGCGCGGGUCAUUGAAGACCCGGCUGACGGUCAGAAGUGA